AUGAGCUCUAACCUGACGCCUAUAAUCAUAUCCGACAACGAGUCUGAAGGCGAAAUAGACGGCGAAGUGCCUGAUUCGUCUGAUGACGGCACCCUGUCUGACGGCGAGAGCGACGAGGGCGACGGAAAUCGACUCACCUUCCCGCCAGUGGGCCCUGCGAUCGGUGACGAAGAUGUUGAGACUGACGAGGAAAUGGGAGACAUGGCUUCGAGCGCCUCCGCCCCUGUCACGGGUGAAGAUAGCGCCCCAGAAGCUCUCCCCGACGACUAUGCUCUUGAUGGCGCUCAAUUGCGUGUACCCGAGAUCGAGCGCCUCGCGUAUACGAUGGACCAUACGAGCUUCUCUCCCCCGUUCUCCGUAUCCGUCAAUAUGCCCGAACCGUUUUCGCGGGCUGGUUUGCAGAAUUCUGAACAUUUCGAUCAUUGGCUGAAUCACCUUCGAGGCCGGGACGUUCCUGAGCCGCCGUACGCUGAUCAACUCUCUGGUCUUGACGCUGCCGUUUAUCUCGCGCUCUCAGUAAACGUGAGACGGGAGGCAGAGAACUUGGCGCUCCUGCGAGAACUCUUGGCUACGAAUGAGAGCGAGUUAAUUGAACUGUCUCGGAUCGACUUUCUGGUCGCACGGGUGGCAACGAACCCGACCAUGACAGCCUUAGCCCGUGCGCAAGGAGUCGAGAUGACGUUGCCUGAGUGGCGACGUCGGCAAGCGACCGUGCCUCAGCCGCCAGUGACUAUUCGCGUCGGCGACUACAAUUAUACUCGCUCGCCGAGGACAGGUGACGAUGAUUGGUCCCGCACAUCGUUGCCCGACUCACACACACGGACCGGCCGUCCCAUCCGGCGAGAGCUAUUCGUCGACCCCUCUGGUGGUCCUGUACGCUUCGACCAUCCCACAGAUGUUAAGGGGGAGGGGUUCUUAGAGAGGCCAUCUGGUAAGGGUAAAGGGCCUGCAAGAGAUACCCGUCCUCAGGAGUUCGGUGAACACGGUCAAGCUGCACCGACCGCUGGUACACCUGCGACGUCCGUGACUUCAACACGCAGACGUCGCGGUCGCUCAACUUCCAUCGACGAAGUACCUCCAGCGAAGAAGCUUCGAGAGUGA
This is a messenger RNA of Peniophora sp. CBMAI 1063, 1101 nucleotides long. The record is from the annotation of a GenBank genome assembly. Lineage: Eukaryota; Fungi; Basidiomycota; Agaricomycetes; Russulales; Peniophoraceae.